Messenger RNA from Lycium ferocissimum, 1404 nucleotides. Its product is annotated as myb-related protein 306-like. Gene Ontology annotation, biological process: response to auxin. The record is from RefSeq and is a predicted model, not a curated record. The transcript has 3 exons. NCBI's taxonomy places the organism in Eukaryota, Viridiplantae, Streptophyta, Magnoliopsida, Solanales, Solanaceae. The coding region runs from base 308 to 1195 and encodes 295 amino acids.
GGUUUCGAGGAGGCAGAGAGAGAGAGAGAGAAGCUGACUUUAGCUGAGCCUCUCCCAUGGGAGGAGUAAAUGCUCUUGCUGUCACUUUUUGACUCUUUCACUACCCCCUUCCAGUACUCCUUUCCUAUUCUUAUUUAAUUUGGGGUCAGCGUAUUCUCUCUUUCUAUAUAUGCAGAUCAAACAACCUUAGCACCCUAAACCUUUGUCUUUGCUUUUUCCAAGAAGAGAAAGAGAAAAAUAGAAGACUACUAACUCAUUAUUCGUUGUAGUAUAAAAUAUACAAAGAAAAGAAAGAGGGGUGAGAGAGAUGGGGAGACCACCUUGUUGUGAUAAAAUAGGGGUGAAGAAAGGACCAUGGACUCCUGAAGAAGAUAUUAUGUUGGUCUCUUUUGUGCAACAACAUGGUCCAGGCAAUUGGAGAUCAGUUCCCACUCAUACAGGGUUGCGCAGAUGUAGCAAGAGCUGCAGGCUAAGGUGGACUAACUACCUCAGACCAGGAAUCAAGAGGGGUAGCUUCACUGAUCAAGAGGAGAAGAUGAUUAUCCAGCUCCAAGCUCUUUUAGGCAACAAAUGGGCUGCAAUAGCUUCAUAUCUCCCGGAGAGAACGGAUAACGACAUCAAAAACUAUUGGAAUACUCAUUUAACGAAGAAGUUGAAGAAGCUUGAAGCAAGCUCUGGUAGUGAUUCAUACUCUAGUGAUGGACAAUGUUUAUCAUCUUUAAAUUCAACAUCCAAGGGCCAGUGGGAAAGGACACUUCAAACUGAUAUAAACACAGCCAAACAAGCUUUACAAAAUGCCUUGUCACUAGAUAAAUCAAGCCCAAUUCCCGACUAUACAAUUACUGAUGUGAAGCCAAACUUAAAACAAGAAGGGAAAAUUUCUACUUCUACUUACGCAUCAAGUGCUGAAAACAUAGCCAAAUUACUCAAACAGUGGACCACAAGUGAUUCCACGAAUAAUUCUGAGCAGUCAAAGACUUCAACAAGUACUCAACUCUCUUGUAAUAACAAUGCCAUGACCGAAUAUUCGUCUUCAUUUGAAUCACUCGAGUCAUUUGAACCAUCUUCUCAGGCUGUGACACCUGAGGCUGGUAAAUUUCAUGGAGAAAGCAAGAGAGAAGUGGAUGAUGAAGUCCCAUUGUCAGUAAUGCUGGAGAGUUGGUUGUUUGAUGAAAAUGACGAUUUACUAAUUUAGAAGGAUUUUUUUUUGUUUUUCCAUUUUGGGGGAUUCUAUUUGUUGCAUUAUGUUUUUGUUUCUUAUCCAUUAAUUACCAGCAGUUUAACUAGGUAUGGAUGUGAGUUGUGACAUCCUCAUUCUUAUUUUUUGUCCGGUGCAACGCUUUUAACAUUAGUGUAUAUUUAUCUUAUGAUUAAAUUGAGCAGUACUCAAUUAAGCUAGAAGAA